AUGGAAGCAGCCGAAUUAGCUAACUUGAGAAUUCAACAAAGUUAUACAAAAGAAAAAAAGAUUGGUGAAGGUACUUAUGCAAGUGUUUACGAAGGACAUGAAAAGAAAACGGGUAGAAAAGUGGCUAUUAAGAAAAUCAAAGCAGGUCAAUUUAAAGAUGGAUUAGAUAUGUCAGCAAUAAGAGAAGUUAAAUUUUUACAAGAAUUAAGUCAUCCAAAUGUGAUCGGAUUAUUAGAUGUCUUUUCAUCAAAAUCAAAUCUUAAUUUAGUAUUAGAAUUCUUAGAUACCGAUUUAGAAGCAGUCAUCAAAGAUCGUAGUUUAGUUUUUCAAGCAUCAGAUAUCAAAAGUUGGAUGUAUAUGACCAUCAAAGGUCUUGAUUUUUGUCAUCAGAAUUGGAUUUUACAUCGUGAUAUGAAACCCAACAAUCUUUUGAUCGCAUCUGAUGGUACACUUAAAAUUGCUGAUUUCGGAUUAGCUCGUGAGUAUGCUGAUCCAGGAACAAGAAUGACGUGUCAAGUAGUAACAAGAUGGUAUAGACCACCCGAAUUGCUUUAUGGUGCACGUGCUUAUUCUGCAGGAGUUGAUAUUUGGGCAGCAGGUUGUAUCUUUGCCGAAUUAAUGUUGAGGACUCCUUAUUUAGUUGGUGAAAGUGAUUUCGAUCAAUUAAAUACAAUCUUUAAAGCACUUGGGACUCCAACUGAACAGGAAUGGCCAGGUCAUAAACGUUUAGCAGAUUAUCUUGAAUUUCCUCGUCAACCGAAACAACCGUUAGAAUUACUUUUUAGUGCAGCAGGAGAUGACGCAAUCCAAUUUUUGGAAAAAUGUCUAACCUAUGAUCCACGUAAACGAAUCACCUCACGUCAAGCUCUUAAACAUGAUUAUUUUUUAUCUAAACCUUAUCCAACUGAACCAAGUAGAUUACCAAAACCAAAAGGAGCACUUGUUCCUCGUCCAAUUGCGCCACAAGAUAAUACCACUGGAAUGACAGCUAAGAAAAGGAAAGGUGCGAAUGUGGGAGCUGGUGAACCUAUGGUACUUGAUGAUGAUGAUCGAACGAGAAAAUUAGCAAGACGUUUAGAUUUUGGUUGA
This is a messenger RNA of Melampsora larici-populina 98AG31, 1089 nucleotides long. RefSeq lists its product as uncharacterized. Gene Ontology annotation, cellular component: nucleus; cytoplasm; transcription factor TFIIH holo complex. The transcript is spliced from 7 exons. The coding region runs from base 1 to 1089 and encodes 362 amino acids. Gene Ontology annotation, biological process: positive regulation of transcription by RNA polymerase II; protein phosphorylation. The record is from RefSeq and is a predicted model, not a curated record. Gene Ontology annotation, molecular function: cyclin-dependent protein serine/threonine kinase activity; ATP binding; RNA polymerase II CTD heptapeptide repeat kinase activity. NCBI's taxonomy places the organism in Eukaryota, Fungi, Basidiomycota, Pucciniomycetes, Pucciniales, Melampsoraceae.